Molecule: messenger RNA, 1975 nt
Organism: Panicum hallii
Lineage: Eukaryota; Viridiplantae; Streptophyta; Magnoliopsida; Poales; Poaceae
Product: coatomer subunit delta-1
Exons: 12
Coding region: 177-1748 (523 amino acids)
Biological process (GO): endoplasmic reticulum to Golgi vesicle-mediated transport; Golgi localization; retrograde vesicle-mediated transport, Golgi to endoplasmic reticulum
Cellular component (GO): COPI vesicle coat; cytosol
Source: RefSeq, a predicted model, not a curated record
CGCCCCCCCCCCCCCCCCCCCUCCGUUUUCCCUCCCGAUCGCCUCCUUCCCUCUCUCUCCGCGGCGACGACUGGGCGAGCGGCGCCGCCCUUCCUCCGUCGGGACCUUCGCCGGCGAGGUGCAUAAUUUGUGGGCUUGGUGAUUGAUAGAUCCAGUGAUCAACAAAGUGAUUGAAAAUGGUGGUCCUUGCAGCUUCCAUCGUUUCGAAGUCGGGAAAAGCGCUUGUGUCAAGACAGUUUGUUGACAUGUCUCGCAUAAGAAUCGAAGGAUUACUUGCUGCAUUCCCGAAACUGGUUGGAACUGGGAAGCAGCACACUUAUGUUGAAACAGAAAAUGUGCGUUAUGUUUAUCAACCUAUUGAAGGUUUAUAUCUUCUACUUAUCACAAACAAGCAGAGCAACAUUCUUGAAGAUCUGGACACUUUGAGGCUGCUCUCCAAGCUCGUGCCCGAAUACUCCCCUUCCUUGGAUGAGGAGGGUGUCUGUAAAACAGCAUUUGAGCUUAUAUUUGCUUUCGACGAAGCCAUAUCUCUUGGAAAUAAGGAAAAUGUUACGGUGCAACAAGUAAAACAAUAUUGUGAGAUGGAGAGCCAUGAAGAGAAGGCACACAAGCUGAUGAUGCAAGCCAAAAUCAAUGAAACCAAGGAUGUCAUGAAGAAGAAGGCUAAUGAGCUUGACAAAAUGAGGAUGGAAAGAGGUAAACUUGACAAAGGAGGAUACUCUUCAAUAUCUGGUCCACGUGUGAUUGAAAAAACUUUCAAUGAUAUGAGCAUCAGUGGUUCUCGAUUUGGUAGUGGUUCUGGAUUAGGUGGACUGAGCACUGACAUGGACUCAUUUGCUAGCAAGCCCAAAGGUCGUCCAUCUCAACCUGCUACUGCACCUGGUAAAGGUUUUGGCAUGAAAUUGGGCAAGACACAGAAGACAAACCAAUUCCUCGAAUCAUUGAAAGCUGAAGGAGAAGUCAUUUUGGAGGAUGUACAACCAAGUACAGUUCCUUCAAGAUCGUCUGCUCUCCCACCAAGUGAUCCUGUCACAGUGACUAUAGAAGAGAAGCUAAAUGUUGUGGUUAAAAGAGAUGGAGGUAUUAAUAACUUCGAUGUUCAAGGAACCCUUGCUCUUCAGGUUCUUAAUGAUGCUGAUGGUUUCAUCCAAUUGCAGAUUGAAAACCAAGAUAUUCCUGGACUUAGCUUCAAAACACACCCAAAUAUCAACAAGGAGUUGUUUAACAGUCAGCAAAUUUUGGGAGCAAAAGAUCCAAACAGGCCCUUCCCGAGUGGUCAGAAUGAAACUCCUCUGGUGAAAUGGAGAAUCCAGGGGAUGGAUGAGUCAUCUUUACCUCUAUCAGUCAAUUGCUGGCCGUCGGUAUCUGGAAAUGAAACCUAUGUCAACAUUGAAUAUGAAGCUUCUGAAAUAUUUGAUCUGCACAAUGUUGUCAUAUCUAUACCUCUGCCAGCACUUCGGGAGGCUCCAAGUGUUAAACAGAUAGAUGGAGAGUGGAAGUUUGACUCAAGAAACUCUGUGUUGGAAUGGUCUAUUCUCCUUAUUGAUCAGUCGAAUCGCAGUGGUUCCAUGGAAUUUGUUGUUCCCCCAGCUGACCCAUCAUCAUUUUUCCCCAUCUCUGUUGGGUUUUCUGCAUCCAGUACUUUCAGUGAUUUGAAGGUUACUGGAAUCCAUCCUCUGAAGGAAGGCAACCCUCCCAAGUUUUCACAGCGGGCUCGUUUGCUCACUGCUAACUACCAAGUGGUUUAGUGCUCUUAUCAAGGUCGAGUGUUGUUUCACUUAAAAUACUUCCAACAGCACAUGAUAGUGACAUAAUGUAUUUUGCCAUGAACUUGUGUGAGCCAUGGCAGGGAGGAUCACUUUGCAUUUGGAGAAUAUUCUUUUUUGUCCCUUCCGUUUUUAGCAUGUUGCACAAAUUGAUGUUCUGAUGUAUUGCUACCUAAGAAAUAAGCGUGUGUUCUUGUGUUUCGAUUGCC